AUGUUUAGGCGGGCGACAGAUGAUCCAAUUAAACCAUGCUCCUGUGGUUUUGGUGACAUAAAAGCCAUUAUCAAACAUAACGGUCGACAACCCGGGUUUGAUUAUUGUCCUAAUAUCAACAAGUUGGAUAAUCACGUUGACUGUCCAUCUUUUAAUGCUGUGUGUCACGAGGAUGAGCCAUGUAAACCUUACUGGCGAUUGAUUAAGGGUUCUAUUAAACAAAUUCGUCAUUGGUGUUUGAUGGGAGAAAUCGAAGAAGUUAACUAUUUCAUUCGUCCUAAGUUAACAAUUCGUACCCGAUUCGAUGAGAAGGUUACAAUUCAUUUUUAUCUCGAGGAAGACAAAACUCCACCUACUUUCUCAUUUAACGAUGCAUUAAUCGGUCAUACGAUUUUGAUAAUGGAUGCUGAAAAGCAUGAUUUUCUCGACGGGAGCAUUGGUGUUCGACAAGAGUAUGGAGAUCUCGUAGUUAUUUUCAAAUGUUCUAUGCAAACACUCAUUAAAACUUUCGGAUCCAUGAUGGCUCCUCCAGCUUGCUUCCAAUGUGAAGCAAAACCAUCAAGUCCAACUCAAAACUCAUCUUUGGAGAAGAAGGAAAAUCCCGUUUCAGCGGACCUAUCUUCACAUGGCAAUCAAGAUUCACAACCAGCGUCAGCGAGCUCCUCACUGAAGAAGUCUGCGAGAUUCCAAAUAGCAUUCCAGUGUAGUAAACUAUGUUA
This is a messenger RNA of Rotaria sp. Silwood2, 719 nucleotides long. Lineage: Eukaryota; Metazoa; Rotifera; Eurotatoria; Philodinida; Philodinidae. The record is from the annotation of a GenBank genome assembly.